Molecule: messenger RNA, 276 nt
Organism: Protopolystoma xenopodis
Lineage: Eukaryota; Metazoa; Platyhelminthes; Monogenea; Polystomatidea; Polystomatidae
Source: the annotation of a GenBank genome assembly
AUGAUACCUCGCUUUGAUGAUGUUCUUGAUGUAAAGGAUGGAAGCGUGGCACCUUGUCACCGGAAUGGAAGGAGGUUGCCUCGGAGACAGCGUCAGCAUGAAUGUUCCGGUAAAGCCAAACGACAGCUGGUCAAGAGGAAUACGCCAUCGUCUUCUGGUGCAGCCGACCUUCGAAUCUCUUCACCAAACACUUUCACUCGAAAUGAAAGUAAGCUCGAGAUAUCGAAGAUCAGGCAUCAUUCACCUUCAACCUUCAGUAGAUUUGGUAUUAAGUAG